AUGCUUUUUCUGCUGCUUCCGUUGCUGGCUGUUCUUCUCCCAGGUGGUGACAAUGAGAAUGGGUUUGAGGAGCCUGUCUCCUUCCAUUUCAGUGUAAUCGCAUCCAUUUACAACCGUUCCUGGACACAGACUCUUCUCUCAGGAUGGCUGGGUGAGUUGCAGAUUCACGGGUGGAACAGCAGCUCUGGCACCAUGAUUUUUCUACAGCCCUGGGCCAGGGGCAACUUCAGCAAUGAGGAGUGGAUGGAAUUGGAAAAGGCUUUGCAUGCACACGUUCGUAGAUUUGUUCAGGAAUUUCGCCACUAUGCUCCUCAGUUGCAAUUUGAAUAUCCUAUUGAGGCACAGAAGACAGGAGGCUGUGAACUGCAUUCUGGUGGGAAGUCUGUAGGCUUCUUUCGGAUAGCUUAUCAAGGAUCAGAUUUCAUAAGCUUCCAAAACAAUUCAUGGCUGCCAUCCCCUAAGAGUGGAAGUAGUGCUCAGCAUGUUUGCAGAUUCCUCAAUCAGAACCAACAUGAAAAGAAAAUGGUCCAGAACCUCCUCAGUGACACAUGCCCACGUUUCAUCUUGGGUGUUCUUGAGGCAGGGAAGGCAGAUCUCCAGAGACAAGUGAGGCCUGAGGCCUGGCUGUCCAGUGGCCCCAGUCCUGGGCCCAGUCAUCUGCUGCUGGUGUGCCAUGUCUCCGGAUUCUACCCCAAGUCUGUGUGGGUGAUGUGGAUACGGGGUGAGCAGGAGCAGCCAGGCACUCAGCGAGGUGAUAUCCUGCCCAAUGCUGAUGGGACAUGGUAUCUUCAAGUAACGCUGGAUGUGGACACUGGGGAGGCAGCUGGCCUGUCAUGCCGGGUGAAGCACAGCAGUCUAGGAGGCCAGGACAUCGUUCUCUACUGGGAUCAUCACAGCUCCAGGGGCUUGAUCUUCUUGGCAGUGAUACUGCUUCUGGCUCUUCUGACAGGUCUUACAUUUUGGUUUUGGAAGUGCCGGGCACGCUGUGAGCCUACUCUCUGCGCUUCUCCCUUUAGAAUGAGAAUCCAGUAACCCAGGGCCAUGGGACAUACCUGAACACAACAUGGUAAUGACAUCCUUCCAAUUGUCCUUGUAAAAAUUUGUUUAUUUCUGCUUAAUGAUCAGUUGUCAAUAUAAGCUAAAUGUAAUUUUGCAGGGCUUGUUGUUCUGACCUGGGUUCCAGAACUUUAACAUUCAACUUUUAACUCUUAAUGGAACAGGGUCCUAAAAACCUCCACGUUCAAAUAUUAAUGGAUCAUCAGGCCCAUUUCAGAUGUCAUCUCCCCUGGAGAUCCUUCUCUGAUUAGCAAGUGGAAAGUAGUUUCUCCCUCAAAUGAACUAGCACCACAUUUCAGCUGUAUUGUGUUAACUAUACUCCUCAGUCCAUAU
Molecule: messenger RNA, 1389 nt
Organism: Galeopterus variegatus (Sunda flying lemur)
Lineage: Eukaryota; Metazoa; Chordata; Mammalia; Dermoptera; Cynocephalidae
Product: T-cell surface glycoprotein CD1a-like
Exons: 6
Coding region: 1-1032 (343 amino acids)
Biological process (GO): antigen processing and presentation, endogenous lipid antigen via MHC class Ib; immune response; positive regulation of T cell mediated cytotoxicity
Cellular component (GO): external side of plasma membrane
Molecular function (GO): endogenous lipid antigen binding; exogenous lipid antigen binding; lipopeptide binding
Source: RefSeq, a predicted model, not a curated record